AUGCCUGACACACCUCAAACAGAUGCCCAAACGUCCCAACUAAGCGCUGGCCCCAAGGGCAAGCGUCACGACUCGGAUGAAUCUGCGACUCCCCCUUUGUGGCCCAGAACAGAACUACGGGAAGCUAAUCAGGCUCUGCCGGUUGAUUCCCAGUUCAACCGUCUAGAGGCUCACUUGGAAAUGAUUAGGCGAAAUGAAAGGAUCCCCCCUUCUAUAGACGAUCUUGAACGCUUCAAACCAAAGAAUGUGCCUGACAUGCUCCGGAGAGAUUUCAAGGGCUACCGGAAGGUGUAUAAGGAAACUCUUGCGGCUCUCACGAGAUCUUUUACUGCCAACCAGCUUUAUCGCUUCGUGAAGUCAUUAGUGAAAGUUCACAAAGCAUACAAACUCUCUAAAACUGGUUUGAUCCAAGCCAUACUGGAGCGGCACUGGGGAAUGCCUCAACCUGAGGAAGAGGAGAGGAGGCGCCGAGCACUUGUAGAGAUAAGGGAACGGAUAUCCCCCCUCAAGUUGGUGGAAUUGUUCUUGCUGCUGGGGCAAGACGGCUCGGAACUCAAGGCCCUCGCGUCUCGAUUCCGGGUACAGCUUUUUAUCGAGCCAAGGCCUAUAGCGAUUCGAGCGUUGGGCCUGGAAGUUGACCUUUGCAACUUGGCAAAGCAUCUCAGUGCUUUUCGAAAGAGUCUCACAACGGAAGUCUUUUCCUGCAGGCUGAAAUACCGAUUGAGUCCCGAUAUUAUACAGUCAAUGUCCCGCCUCGUCACCACCUUCAUAGAACCCAAGGAACAUGGAAUGUUUAAACUCACAAGCGUGAAUGAGCGAUCCUUGCAAUCGGCUAAAAGGCUCAUAUACCGUGCAUUAAUGGAGCCAAUCUUCCAUCCAAAGGAAGCAAUAAUGGAUGGUUCUCCAUUAUUUGCCCACACAAGCGGAGAGAAGAACCCAGGUUUAUAUCCCCCUCUAUACAGCCUUUUUCCAUUUGUUUCUCCCAGUGCAUUGCCCUGGAACAUGGGGACAUCGAGUGCUUUCCGGUGUCGACAGGUUGGGGAAUGGAUAAUGGGCCAUAAAAUGGGUACCAUUAAGAGCCUGGAUGGGGAAGGUACCUUUCUAUCAUCACAAAUUGAUGGGGAGAUUCACGAGAUCCGAAAAGUGAUAUCAGACUCGGCCCCUUCUGAUGCAUUAAUUCAGCUUACUGCGCGGACGGGGCAUCUGGUUCUGAAACACGGCCAGGUUUCUAGUCAAGUUGAACUUUCUUCUCCACUGCCGGGUUCAUGGCCACUUCCAAGCCUUCUUCAGUGGCUUCGUAAGAAAAAGAAGCCGCGGGUUUUCUUCGUCCCAAGCGCACCGUUGUUGCAGAGAACCUCUGAGAUGGAAAGUUUUGUCUUGGAGCUUAAGUAUUACCUAGUUGUCGAGCCUGGAAACAAAUCCGCGGCAUUAAAUCAGGCUCGAGCUUUUACCUGCCAGAUCCCCCUUUCCAUAUUACCCUCUGUCUUAUCAAAACCCCAAGAUAUGGCAUCUUCAUCGACUCCAGGGUCGGAAUCGCGGCCCCGACUCAGUUUCGGUACCGAGCUCAGACUCGAUUUACUUCUUCCGCACAGACCUCUUGAUCUUCGUAUCAUGGCCACCACCGCUACUCGCGAGGUGAUGGUAGAUCGGUCUCCUGAGUCAUUGAAAGAGUAUAUAGAGGAAGUCGCCAAGUCCCUGUCAUCAUCGGAUCCCCCCGAGCUGCCAGUGCCCCCAGAAUCGCUUCUGAUAGGUGGUCAACGGUACCAUCUCUUCGCACUGCAAACGAUCAAAAAUUCGUUCGCAUAUGCUCUGACUGGUGGCCAGCAAAGCAUUGGACACGAUGAAUGGCCCGAGCUCUCUGACUUCAAACGUCGUAUUGGGCAUGAAGCGCAGGUUUCCAUUCCAACAGAGGUGGAGGACAUCGUUGAUCUAGAAACAGAGACGCAGUCAUCCGUCUGUCUGGUCUCAUGUCCAAACAUCCGAGAUGACACUCAAUGGAAGAAAUUUCUGCGAGACUGCGACCAUCUGACUUUGCAAAUAUACCAAGCGGUACCCGCUGGACAGAGAGCUCCGUCUCUGUCUUCCGUCGAAGCCUAG
Molecule: messenger RNA, 2097 nt
Organism: Cantharellus anzutake
Lineage: Eukaryota; Fungi; Basidiomycota; Agaricomycetes; Cantharellales; Hydnaceae
Exons: 12
Coding region: 1-2097 (698 amino acids)
Source: RefSeq, a predicted model, not a curated record